AUGUUCGCCAAGCAUGUUCUGUGCAUUGCGGCUCACGAGGUUCCUGCGGCCGUUCGGAAUAUUCCGCAGUCUCCCCUCAUCUCAUUUUUGCAUCCUAUUUCCCACUCCUUGCAGGACGUCAGGUACAACGUACGACAGACCCCUGGCCACGCAUGUCAACCUUCCCGGCCCAUGACGGCCAUAAAGAGCUACAUCUUCGCUGGGUGGAAAAUAGGUCUGCGUCGAGAUCUAGACUGGAAUUGUAGCCACAAGUUCGAUCCUGGUCGUGACGCUGCCGUCGUCCGACAGCGUCGGAGGGCUUGGGCUCAGCUGAAUGAAGAGACGAGAACACACCCCCUCAAAAUCUCUCAUCGGCGACCGAGCAACCCAGUCACUGAUGACGCCGCCCUAGGCACGUUCGACGCAUUUGCCACGAGGGAUCCAUUCCGUAUGAGUUAUCCGACCGUCUGGCAACUUGGCGACGCGACGCCACAGACCCUGAUAAGUGCAAACCACGAGUCCAACGUCCGUCGUCCACGAAUCUGGGGAUGCCUCCACUCCUAUACAACGUACAACGUACUAAACAACAAGUCCAUUGCCAGCGCCCGAUUCCGUCCAAUGCUUUGCCUCGUCCCGAUAAGCGAACAAACUCGACCGUGCCUUCAUACGGCUGCUUCGGAUAUGCACUUCGGCCUCGACCUUUCUCCUCGUUCCCGGGAGCGAAAGACAUUCCUCGGCGUUUACCUACCCAACCGCACUGCCGAAUACGAUGCCACCGAGAAGGUCCCACAAGAAGUCGAGAGCUGGGUGUCGGAGAUGCAAGACUCGGAAGAUCAAGAGGAUCAUCAAUGCGGCAAUUGCGUCAAACAUGGCGUACCAUGCGACUUUGAAGCCCCAAGUCUCGUGAUCCCCGUCGACGACCCUCCUUCAGCACAGACGCCCGUGCCGUCGCUAGCGGCACUCUCGCCCAUUUCGUCCGUCACUACACCUACCCUAUCGACAGCCGUCUCCGCUGCCUCCCCCUUUCUACAUCCAGUCAGCGAUAUAAAGACACCGACGCCGAUACACGCCUCGCCCGCCGUGUUCGCCGCUGCACCACUCCUCAGGGCGCCGGCGUCUGCACCCAUCCGUGGUUCGACGUCUCCCCACAACAGGCUGCUCGAGUUGCGCCUCAUCCAUCAAUACACAUCCAUGACAUCCCGGACCUUGGUCGUCAACUCGCCCAUCACCGACGACAUCUGGCAAAAUACGGUCCCCCGUCUCGCAUUCGAAGGUGAUGGCGCAUCGUACCUCGCCGAUGCCAUGCUCGCCGUUGCUGCCCUCCAUCUCCGCGCUCUUCACCCAGGAGACAAGGACCUCGUCCGCGCCUCGCAUGCCUACAUGGCCUCCAGCCUUUCCGAGUACUGCGCCUCGUUGAACAAGGGCAUCAGCCAGAACAAUGCCGAGUCGCUCUUCCUGACCGCCACCCUCAUCGCCUUCCAGUCGAGCGCCUCGCGCAUCUUCAUCCGGGACGAGGCCGACCCCAACGACCCCACCAGCGUCUACUCGCUCCCCCUCUCCUGGUUCCACGCCUUCCAGGGCGUCAAGACCGUCGUCGCCUCCUCGUGGCCCUGGCUGCGCACCAGCAACAUCGUCAUCCCCAUCAUCGACUCGCAGCCCGUGCUCCAGCUCGACCUCGACGCCUGCGGCGCCACCUCGUUCUUCGGCCACCUCCUCGAAGGCCUCGACGCCGAACUGUCCGACGAGCCGGAGGAGGAAGCCGACCCCGUCGUCGCCGCCGCCACCCGGCAAUCCUACCUCCACGCCGUCGCCGUGCUCAACUGGGCCCACAAGCUCCCGCACCGCGGCGCCGCCCUCGCCUUCCCGGCCACCGUCUCCAAGCGGUUCCUCGACCUCCUCGAAGCCCGCCGCCCCCGCGCCCUCGCCGUCCUCGCCUGCUUCUUCGCCCUCCUCAAGAGCCUCGAGUCCGUCUGGUGGCUCCACGGCGCCUCCCGCCGCGAGGUCAUGGGCAUCGUUUCCCAGUUCGAGGCCACCAGCCCCUGGUGGUCCCACCUGGAGUGGCCCGUCCGCAUCGCCCUCUACGACGGCGCCGUCAUCCCACCCGACGUCUGGGGCGCCGACUGGGUGUCGGAGGAGAGCCGCAAUGACAAGAGCGCCACCAUGAUGAAUGAGACCUUUGUUAGCCACAUUGAGAUCCUUUCCGGCUUGCUCGCUAGGGCGCAGGCUUUGCCGCCCGUUCCCAUCCCGGCUGAUGCGCUGCCUGACCGGAACAGGAUCAUCAAGUCCAUCGGAGUAUGGAAAAGCAUGUUGGCCAACACCAGGCCACACCAUAUGGUCUAA
Messenger RNA from Sodiomyces alkalinus F11, 2319 nucleotides. RefSeq lists its product as hypothetical. Lineage: Eukaryota; Fungi; Ascomycota; Sordariomycetes; Glomerellales; Plectosphaerellaceae. Gene Ontology annotation, biological process: regulation of transcription by RNA polymerase II. Gene Ontology annotation, molecular function: DNA-binding transcription factor activity, RNA polymerase II-specific. The transcript is spliced from 13 exons. The record is from RefSeq and is a predicted model, not a curated record. Bases 1 to 2319 code for a protein of 772 amino acids.